CUGCAGGAUUGAUUGGGUUGGAAAAGACAUCACAAGAUCAUCGGGUCCAACCUGUGGCCAAACACCACCUUGUCAAUCAGACGAUGGCACUGAGUGUCACACCCAGUCUUUGCUUAAACACCUCCAGGGAUGGCGACUCCACCACCUCCCGUGGGCAGCCUGUUCCAAUGUUUAGUCACCCUUUCUGUGAAGAAAUUCUUCCUAAUGCCCAACCUAAACCUCCCCUGGCCCAGCCUAGGACUGUGUCUGCUUGUCCUAUCCCUAGUUCCCUGGGGGAAAGCAUUAACCCCUACCUGGCUACGACCUCUUUUCAGGUGGUUGUAGAGAAUGAGAAGGUCCCCCUGACCCUCCUUUUCCCCAGGCUGAGCCCCCCCAGCUCCCUCAGCCACUUCUCAUCAGACUUGUGUUCCAGACCCUUCUGCAGCUCCAUUGCCUUUCUCUGGACUUGUUCCAGCACCUCAGUGUCCCACUGUUAUUAAGACGAGUCUUGUAUUUUGUAAGAAGAGUUUUGUAUUGAAAAGAGUCUUGUAUUUUUUGUCUCAUCUGAGUGGAAAAUCCACAGUGGAGACACUGACAUUCCCAAGGCCACAGAGCAUGGUAAAAUGUGGUGCAAUGGCUGUUUCCUAAGGGCUCACAGACUUCCCUCUCAACAGCACAGCUGAUUUCCACACAGGAAUACGUUUCAGAAUAAAACAGGAGCGGAGGUUGCAGAUUUUGGGACAGCAAAGGUUGCAAACCCAUCAGCAUGUGCUCCCAGAGCAUGUCCCCUGUUUCAAGGGAGCAGCCAAAAACAUCCUUCAGGGAUAGUGGAGUUGGGACCCACUGGUUGAAUAAAAACAUCAACCAAAACCAGCAAGUUGCAGGUUUGGAGGUGUUAAAUAUGCCACGGUGCUUUUGACGAGAUACCAAGAGGAAUCCAAAACGAGACCUGAGCUGCUGUUUGCUGCUGCUGCUUAAAACACCACCUGCCCUUUCAGCAGCUGGAGACCAUCUCUCCCCCAUCCCGUGUUGGCCAAGUGAUAAACACCAAGUGCAAAAGGUUUCUGGAGCACUUCCAAAGUAUAUACACUGUAUAAAUUUAUUAAUUACACCCCGUUUACACCCAACUUUUCUCCUGCCUUUAGCCCUCUCCAUGCAUCACUUCCCUGGUGACUUGCUGACAAGGCACCCAGCAUGUCAGAGCAGAGAAAGCAGGCAGCUGGUGCUCCUGCCCUCCCUGCUUGCAAUAUCCUGACUCCGUGUGGGCCCACAGGUCUCCAAUAAAACAGGAAUCUGUGAAAAAACAAGAGCAGCACAUCCCCAGCCAGCUUCCCAGCUCCCUCCAGCUACUCCUCCACACUACAGACUGGGAAUCCCCAAGCUCAGCACUGCCCUGCCUUAUGUCCCAGCUGUGUCUUGCCUGUAGUAUGAUUUCUAGCUAGGUGCUGGUUUCUUUAAUACAGUCAGUGACUUUAAAACAUGUCAAAAGUGUUUUAAACACUUCAAAAGUGUUUUAAACCUUCCUCCAGGGGUUUCUGCAGAUGUCACCACAGGCUGAGCAGCAUGAAAAGAGAAGGCUCCUACGUUUGCUCUGCCACGCUCCUUCUGUGGAAAACUAGGAAGGCAUUUAGGCACAAACCCUUUUGGCAAUUUAGAUUCACCAGCUCUAUCCCAGGAAUGGCCACCAUGCUUUGCAUCCUUUCAGGAAAGUUCAUGGCUGAACUGGACCAGUUAAUUUCCCACCCUGCAAAAAUGUGAGGUGAUCCUGGAGAGAAGGGGUUUGCUGCCAGUGUCCCUCCAAAGGGCUUCUGGAGAGCAGCGCAGUGUGAGAUGCUAUUCACCCAGACAUUUGCUGCAACACCCACUCCAAACACUCCUGAGUAAGCCACUGGUCUCACCAGCAAAGAUUUUUCACCCUGGUGUUAAUUCUGGGCCACUCCCACCAUUUGAGGUCUUUGGGGCCACACACCUGACAGUUACUUUCAGAUUGCUUUUCAACAACUUUGCAGAAAUCAUCUACUAAAAUCAUCUGAGUGCUUCUGAUUGUAUUUUAUUCCCCAAAGCAGGACGCAAACAGAACUUCCUUCUAGGGUCCACCAUGUUCAGAUUUAACCUUCCUUCCCAUCUCCUCAGCAGGGUGUGAUGAGAGCCGAGCAGCUGGAAACACCUUGCUCACUUCACUGUCCAUUACAGCUGACAAGCCCCGAAGAACUUGAAACGAGCCUCCUUGAUGUGACACCUCCCCUUCUCUCCUCCCCUGCCUGCGGCAAUAAAUUCAAGCACGUACUCUUUCCGCUCCCACAGGCAGCUGUGGGUCCCUUGGCACAGAUGAGGAUGGAUAAGAGGGCUCGGAGCUCUUCCAGGGAGUCUCAUAGAAGACGUAGAGAGUCCCCGGGUACGCAGAGCAAACGAGAGAAGAGGGAGAGCAGCAGAGAAGGCAGCAAAGGAAGGGGAGACAUAAAGCAGGCGAAAGCAAAAGAGACCAAGAGCACUGUGGGGACUGAUGGCAGGGUGCACACCUCCACGGUGGUGGAUGUGGAUGAGGUGGUGUCUGAGGAAGAGAUGGAGGCAAUGGCAUUGCUGGACAGCGAGCAACAAGAGGAAGGUGUAAAGUCUCCAGGUCUGGGCAUCUGUGAGUGGCUUCUGACCAUCCUGUCUUUCCUGUUCAUCAUAAUGACCUUCCCCAUUUCUGUCUGGUUCUGCAUGAAGGUAGUGCGGGAGUAUGAGAGAGCCAUUGUUUUCAGACUUGGGCAUCUCCUUCCUGGCAGAGCCAAAGGACCCGGCCUUUUCUUUUUUCUUCCCUGUCUGGACACGUACCACAAGAUAGACCUCCGCCUCAAAACCCUAGAGAUCCCCUUCCAUCAGGUGGUGACCAAAGACAUGGUUACUUUGGAGAUAGAUGCUGUCUGCUAUUACCGGUUGGAGAAUGCCUCUCUUCUCCUCACCACCCUGACCAGCAUCUCCAGUGCCAUCCAGCUGCUGGUGCAGACCACCACGAAGCGCCUCCUGGCACAUCAAGCCUUCUCUGAGCUUCUGCUGGAGAGGAAAAACAUUAGCCAGGAGAUCAAGGUGGCUUUGGAUGCAGUCACGGGCUGCUGGGGGAUCAAAGUGGAGAGAGUAGAAAUCAACAACGUGCAGCUGCCUGCUGAGCUCCGGCAGUCCCUGGCUGUGGAAGCAGAGGCCCAGAGACAGGCCAAAGUGCGGGUGAUCGCUGCAGAGGGGGAAAAGGCAGCUUCCGAGUCCCUGCGGAUGGCAGCUGAGAUCCUGUCCAGUGCCCCUGCUGCUGCUCAGCUCCGUUACCUCCAUGCACUGCACUCCCUCACUGCAGAGAAACCCGCUGCUUUCAUCUUGCCCUUCCCUCUGGAUGCCAUGAACCUGGUCUCUCCGGCUGCCCACAGCCCUGCAGCCGUGAGCAGCCUCCUCCCAGACACCACAAAGCUCCCAGAAAGCCUGAAAGACAAGAAGGACUCCCCCAUGCUCUGAGAGCUGUCCCAGAAAUGGCUCCCACACUGCUCCUGGUCAAUCCUGCUCAGAGAGGAGCAAGAGGGCUGGCUUAUUGGCAGCCCACCGUCAGGUCCUGGUCUGGAGGCAGGAGGGGAGGCAGCCCAGGCCUGCAAUAUAAAGUGGAUUGUAUGUGGAAAAAGCCUCUACUUGUUUUGGAAAGUUAAAAAUAAGGAGCAGGCCUGGCAGGUGUGUGAGCAGGAGGUCGGGGGAAGGGGGGUGUCAUCCCUUCCCCAUGACAGGGCCAGAUGCAUCCUGACACCUUAGAGCCUGGCCCCCAGAGUCUGAUCCAUUUUGUCCCAUCACCUUGACAGGAGGGACAGAAAUACAUUCUAUGUAUUUAAAUGCCCCCCACCCCCAAGCCAAACAGCUGGGUGGGUGGGAGUGGGAGCCUGGAAAUCCAUGGGGGAACAAGAAGGGGCUCAACACUCAGGUAGGAUGGUGGGUGCCUCCAGCCUCGUUGUCCUGCGAGGAGGGAACAAGCCGGGAACGAGCUGGGUCUGUGGUGCUGUCCUGGAUUUGGGAUUUCAGUCACCACUCACACACAAAUACAUCCACACACGAGCAAACAAGAUGUUUAGCCCUAACUUUAAAGUAGGAGGAAAAGUAAAAGGAGGAAAGGGCAGCCUUUGAGGCUGGUGAUUCCCUGCCCGGCACAUCCGCUGUACAGAGGAAAGGCAGGCUGUGCUGCUGCUGGCUUCCACAGGGUGGUGAGGCAGGACAACGUCUGAGCUCGCGGGCACCUAAAAACGUUAAGGUGACCCGAUUAACCAACGCCCACUGGGCUGACGAGGGGGAAUCCGGCACCACUGGGAAGAGCCAUCUGAGAACCUUGGGAACUGCAACACUGCAGCUGCCUGAGAGACAAAGGAACAGAGAAGGGACAGAGUUCUCAAUACUCCUAGAAGCCUCAAAACUCUGAUACAUCUUUCCUGACUAAAGCCGUUAGAAAUGACCAGGGACCUACAGACAUUGCAGUCCUUCCCCUUGGCAAAGAUCUAGAGCACUGUCAAACGAAAUACCCCUGCACUCACUUUGUCUGAUCCUGGUGCCCUUUGGGUAGGUGUCCCUCCUGCUUUUCACUGGACCUGCACUGUCUCCCCUGGCUUCAAAGCAGACCUUCCUGCACAGCCAUUCCCAGCACCAGUGUCCUGCUGCUGGUAAAGGCCAAGAUAGAGAGCACUUUCUCCCAGUUGCCCCCAAAUUGUUGCCAUCAUGCAUUUGUCUAGUAGGGGUUACCCAGCCACUUGCUCACUCUUGAAUUUUCCCUUAUCCACAGCUGCUGGUAACACUCACAGCUCCCAUAAUACUCAUUCUACAAGUAUCUGCCAGCCUUUUUACAGCAAGGACACCUGGAAAACCAGCCCCCUUACAAGUGGUUGGGAAGUGGGAAAAAUCCACCUGUGAACUUGGUGAUCACACAAGCACGGGAGCUCCAGGUGUAACCUCACAUCUACAUCACUCUGCCACUGUAACCCUCUCAGGAGAGGGUGGCAGGAUGGCUCCUGUGUCUGUAAUAGAUCUCAGUGGUGAUCUGCUCAUGGAAAACUAGCUCUAGGAAGUCAAACAGCUCUGUCAUCUUCUACUAAGGAACAUGAGUCGUGUGGUUACUCCUCUAAAACUGCUUCUGGUUAUUUCUCAUGCUGCUGGAAAAGGCCCCUCUUUCCCAACCUCGGGCAAAAGGGUAUAAUACUACACAGUGAGCUGCAGCUGAUCCUUUCUCUGAACACUUCUCUGGCUGCUUUUCUAAUUCCAUGUAAAAUGAUCCAUCCAGACCAAGAUUCUUAGCACAUCGAAGACCAACACCUUUACAGAUAAUGUCUCACUUUGUCAGGGCACACAGAUUACCCUGUUGGCACUUGUAUCUGCAGAAGCCAGGCACAGCUUUUUUCAAACAUUUAAUUCUUCUGCGGUUACAGGAAGGCAAAUUAUAGCUAAGAGCAUCCUCAGUUCCAAAAAGCAUGUCUUGUUCCAGCAGGAUCUUCUCUCUUUUACAUACGCAGAGCUGGGAGAAACUUGUCAUUUUACCUUCAGGAGAUAUUAUGUUCAAAAAACCUGCAGAACAUCAUUUAAAAAUGUAGUUAAGGGUUAUUGAUAUGUUUCCAAAAGAGAAUUUACUCUGAGGGAGUUGGCAAGGAUUGUCUGAGCUGAUGUAAUUCCUGACAGUUUCACUGCCUGCUCUUCCAAGCUGAGAAUGGGUCAAAUUGCAGAGUCAUCCCGAUUUUUGUGCAUUUUCUUCCUAACCAGUCAGGCAGCUGGUAUUUGGAUCAUCUGAAAUCCAAAAGAUGAAGGAGGUACUCAUUAUCAGAUAGAAAACCAGGCUAUGCUGGCACUGAGGAAAAAAACCUUGAGAGGAGAGUGAAGAGGUGCAAACAACUUACUUGCAUGAUCCAAAAGGGAUGAGGCAGAAGGAGAUAAAGCAGCAAGAAGUGAUUGAUGAGCACAAACAGAAGGGGCACAGGCAAGAGAGUUGUGGGGAGGAGAAAGUUGGGGUAGCAGUGGUAUUACAGGGAUGACAAGCUGCAUAGAUAUUAGAACUGUGGGAGGAGGCAGAGGACAAGCAAGACAGAUGUGGAAGUGGUGAAGGCAAGUAGAAGAACAGCAUAAAUGCUGAGAUGGCACAGAGAUGCUGGGGUAGUAGGUAAGGGGUGAAACACUACAAUGAA
Lepidothrix coronata (blue-crowned manakin) is the source of this 6146-nucleotide messenger RNA. RefSeq names its product NPHS2, podocin (gene NPHS2). Gene Ontology annotation, cellular component: plasma membrane. The record is from RefSeq and is a predicted model, not a curated record. NCBI's taxonomy places the organism in Eukaryota, Metazoa, Chordata, Aves, Passeriformes, Pipridae. Bases 2122 to 3462 code for a protein of 446 amino acids. The transcript is spliced from 8 exons.